Molecule: messenger RNA, 4499 nt
Organism: Bursaphelenchus okinawaensis
Lineage: Eukaryota; Metazoa; Nematoda; Chromadorea; Rhabditida; Aphelenchoididae
Source: the annotation of a GenBank genome assembly
AUGGGUGAGAAUUAUAUAGUUGAGUUGGAGGACUUCCACCGUCGCAUUAGCACAUUCCAGACGGAUCAUUUUGAUCGAGAAGUGGAAGGCUUGGGGUAAGUUAUUGUUAUUCUUUUCAUGUUAUUGGUGUUUAGAUCACUGGCUCGAGAACUAGCAGAACGUGAAAGAGAUGCCACAGCUAAAUUGAUUGAGGAGAAGAACAAAAAUGAUGCUAUUGUAAGUGUUUUCAGUGAUUGUUUUAUGUUUUAGGGGAUAUUAGCUGAUUGUGGUGUUGAUCGAAUGAAAGCGAAUCGUUUUGCUGUAAAUUAGCUAUUGUUUUAGAAGGGAAAGGUAAAUAAGGGUAGCAGCUUGUCGUAAAUUACUUUUUAUAUUGUUUUGACUAUAAAAACGUUUAGUUUUGUUAUCUUAUUUAGCUUUAUAAUGCACUAGAUCAAAAUUCGUGUGUCUUUAAGGGUUCUAAAUCAAAAAUGUUUUAUUACGUUAGUUUUUUAUGGAAUAAUAACGAAUUUAAAAUUAUUUUUACAUUUUUUCCGCAGACAAAAACUUUUUUUAAGGUUAUAUUACACUUCAUAUCAUUUUUUGUUUAUUAAAAGUUUUGUGCGGAAUUUAAGGUUAAGGUAUGAUAUUAUGUUUUUUACAUAUUUUAUCUUUUGAGUAACGUUUGACAUUAAUUUUUUAACAUAAUGAGAGCAUCUGCUUGUUAUACAGCGGCAAAUUUUAAUAUUAUUCUUACCUUUUUUCCAGAAAUCUAAUUUUACCUAUAAAUUAUGCAAAUUUGGUUGUUUUUCAGUAUCGACAGAACAAAGAGAUAGUGAAGGAAGUGGAGAAGCUUCGUCGAGAACUGACCCAGAAGAACAAGCUGUUGGCCGAGUUGAAGAGCGAUCAAAUGGCAUUGAAGAUGUCGAUCAACGAGAAACCCGAGGAUUCGGCCGAAGUUUUGGAGCUGCGUAAACGAGUGACCGAACUGACCCAUCGCUUGCAAACUGUGAGUCGUGUUUUUGCAUAUUUAUUGUUAGCGUUCGUUUUGGUCACAUUCUUCUGAUGCGUUUCGCGCCGCUUUCGGCGGCGUUUCCUAAUAUUCUAAUAUGUUAUUUCUAAUAUUAUUCAAAAUACUUGAUUUUAUCUAUGAGAUUUUUGAGUUUAUUGUUGAUGCAUUGAUUGGAUUUGAAGUAGGCUAAUUUUGAAUUUGAAAAUUGGAUGGGAAAAUGAGUUUUUUGAUUAAUAAUGUUGAAAAAUGGGUAGAAUUUGGUUGUUUUGUGGACAAACUUAUGUAAAUUAGACUGCUGAUUUGGUUUUUUUGGUGAUUCAGGGACUAAAAGGUAAAGCGGAAGAUGGGAAACACUGAAGUUUAUCUGUUUCUGUUUUACUUCUAACGUUACGGAUGUUAUAGUAGACGCCUACUUCUAAUGCUAUUAUAAACUUUCUUCUCCUAGGGCUAUAAUAAACUUUUAAACAUAAAUUUAAUUACAACUUGGGGUUAUUUACAAAAUUUUUGAUUGUGGAAAGAAAGUUAUUGCCUAUUUUUAGCGAACUGACGAAAAUCAACAACUGAAUUUACAACUGGAACAGUAUAAAAACCAAUGUGAAUGCUACAAGAAGAAAUGUAUCGAAAUGGAGAAUGGGCGACAUGGCUAUUCAGACACAAGUGUAAGUUCUUUUACUGUUUUAUAUUGGUUUAAAGUAAACUUUAAUUAUGUUAUUGGUAUGUCAAAAGCAUGUUAUUGGAUGAGUUUGAUAUAUAAACUAGUUUUUGAUUAAUAACUAAAUGCUAACGACGUUGUUGAUGAAGAAAUGUUUUAACUUAUUUGUUUUAGAUAGUAGGAAGUCUACAACAUGCCUUAGAAACAGAAGAUAAUUUAAACAAGCAGCUAAACGAAGAGCUAGACAAGUGCCGAGCUCGUUGUGCAGAACUCGAGAAGGCUCUACAAGAAAGCAUAACCGAGCUAGAUCAAGUACGUACCAGCUCUCAAACCCUAACUAAAGAGCUAGAAGAACAAGGUCAAUCUAUGGAUGAGGUUCACAAGAUCCUUGGCAACGAGAUUAGUUUGGUUAAACAACAAAAAGCUAAGUUGAGGUGCGACUUCCUCAAACUCAAAAGCGAUUUGGUGGCUAAAGAACGAGAAUUGGAGACAAUGGAGAAGGCGCACAAAGAUACGUUGAGGGACUUGGUUGAUAUGCAAAAGGAUGUUAAUAUCGAAAAGAAAUUGAGGCAGUCGGCUGUCAAUGAUCUUGAAGUAGCCAAGAAGAGUGAAAAAGAGCUGAGGGAGAAGUUGGAGAAGAUUGAAGCUGAGUCUAAGGGAGAAACUGAGAAGUUGAACUCACUUAUUGUUAAGUUGGAAGAUCAGACGACCAAGUUGAAGGACUUUGUCAGACAACAGGAUAAACAAUGCGAGGAGUUGGCGGUAAGGGAGGGUUUGGUGGAUGUUAGUGGCUCAGGGAGAUUUUUUGUUAAAUUUGAUUGAAGUUUGAUUGGCUUUAGUGUUGGGCUAGCAAUUUUGGUCUUUUGUUACCUAAAAAAGUUGAGAUAUUGAUUUUUUUGAAAAUAAAAUGAAACUUAUAUAUAAAGCUUAAUUUUUAAAGAGUGUUUAUUCACAAAGUCAGGCAACUAUUACCUAAAAAUGAUUUCAGAACCAGGUACAAUUCUUCGCUGAUGAAAUGGAAACAUGGAAGCAGAAAUGCGCUUCCAAAACCGAUGAAAUUGCUGAGUUAAGACGCCGAAUAACGAAUGUUGAGAUUCAGAAGGUGGAAAUGGACAAAUUAAAGGAAGAACUUGGCCGUACUAAGGAUAAAAUGGCAUUGAAGGAGGUAUGUGAUUAUCUUUAGUGUUCUGUUUAUCAUUGAGGGUCUUGUGUUUGAAUUGAUGAUGUUUUUGAUAAAAUUCUUGUCUAAAUUUUGGAUAACAAUGAGGUUUAUGUUUUGAGAUGCUUACAAAUCUUGUUUGGGUUAUUUUAUGAAAUUUUUGGAAAAAAAGAUAAGUUUUUGGUAAAAUACGAAGCUGUGUAUAUAUAAUUUUAAAAGUACAGCAAUUUAUGCGUAUAUGUAUUUUAAUAAUCCUUCAAUUCUAGCGAGAAGUCAAGACCCUUCAUGUCGAAUAUCGCGGAGAAUUGGCAGAUCUAACCAAGAAGUUGGCCUUGGCUCAGAAAGAAAACUUUGCUGCACCAGCUAAGCGACCGGUCGAAGAGAAACUCAAUGUCUUUGUUGAGAAUCAGAAGAAACAAUUGGAACAGGAGUUGGCAGCUGAAAGACGAUUGCUAAAGGAAAGGACAGCGGAGCUGAACGUUUUAAAACGAGAGGUACGGGUUGGUUUUUGAAAAGUUUUAGGGUUUAGGGGGUGGGUUAGUAUAAUAUUGUUGUUAUGUAGUUGGUAUAAUGUUGGCUUUUGGUUGUUAAAGUAGGUUGAUUUCUACAAUGAGGUAAAGUAAAAUAUUACAUUUUUGUAAAGUAAAAUAAAAUUUUGACAACUAUGAUAAGCUAAACUUAUCAAAAGGAGCUUAUUUCAGAAGGACAACUCCUCGAUGGAAUCAGAUUUGAAGCGAAAGACAAUGGAAGCGGCCAAAGCAUUGAACGACGCCGUUAUUAAGCUACAAGCUAAGAAUGAAGAAUUGUCACAAAUCAAAUCAGAAAAGGCUGAAAAAGAAAAGGAAUUGGAACGAAUUUACUGUCAGCUGGUAGGUUUUAGUACCUAAUUUAAAAUUUUUGUAUAAGGCGCCAGAAGGCUUUAAAAUGACUCAAAAAUUUGAUUUUGUUACCUAAAUUUAGCUAUUUUUUCAAUUUUUCAGGAAGACCGAGAAGAAGACCUCCACGAACUGCGAAACAAAUUCACAAAAACCGAAGAAACGAUGCUGUACUGGAAGAAUAUGUACGAACGUCGCCUUCAACCAGCAGCUUCAGAAUCCGACGACGCUUCAGUCUUCACACAAGAGCCAUUAGACAAGGAGAAUCGACUAGAAUACGACGAUGAAGAGCCUAUUGACAGUGACAGUUCAAAGUCACAAACUUUGAAGUACGGAAUGAUGCGACACGAAAUAGCACACAGAUUCAAGAGAGUCUGGAUGGCGAUGCAAAAGAAGUCGUACGAGUGUGCACGGUGCAGGGAAAACCUGCCAGCGGUUUCGACCGCUGCUAAGUGUAGAGGUAAGGACACGGGGCUGAGAUUUAGACUGAUAACAAUACAUUAAAUCAUUAUUUUGGAGAAAUAUUAGGUUUAAAAAGUCUUGUCGUCAUUUUACAUAGACUUGUAUGUUAAAAAACGACAAAACUUUUUAUUUUUAAAAUGAUUAUAGAAAUGUUUAGCUGAUAAAUUAAAACUGUUAUAUUGCCUUACCUUUUCAGACUGUAACAUCUACGCCCACUUGGCCUGUGCUCGAAGAAUGGGCAAAACCUGUGGCCUACCAGCCGACUAUGCCCAACUCUACGUCGACGCAGUAACAGAACAGAAUAUCUUUGCCGAACAACACCAACGAUCGACACGAUACGACGAACGAAUGGAUACGAUGUGA